AUGUAUGGAGGGGUGGGUAAGCACGGGAGGGGAGGGAGUGGCGGGGGACGGGGAGGAGGGAAGCGCUCGCUGCCUCCUCCUGCUCCCUCGGGCCACCUCCAGCGGGUUGGGACCUCUAGCGGUGGCGGCGGCGGCGUCGGCGGCGUCGGCGGCCGGCUUUCUCUCGGGUCUACGGGUCCCUCUGCGACUCGGGAACGGCGCAGCGUCGGGGCGGGCCCCGGUGGCGGAAUGGGCGGCGCCGGGGCACCGGAGGAGACCUUCAGGAUGAUUUCGGCCGAUACGCUCGACUUUGCGGCGAUCAUUCGGCUGACUCCCGACUUGGUGGACGAGAUCAAGCGCCUGGAGGUCCAAGGCGGCGCUGCCAAGAUCAAGUUCGAUUCUAAUUCCAAUAAUUUGUCUGGAAAUGUGAGUUCAAUUACCCAUCUUUUGCUCCUCCAUUCCUUCCUUAUUAAUCCGUGUUUCAUUCAUAUUUUCCAGUGGUUUAUGGUGAUAGGUCAGGUUUCUUUCGUGAUAUUGUGGUCCUAUUUCCCCGUAUCAAUUGAAACAAUUACUACUCCGAUAUGAUCCAUUUUUCAUGUCUUUUAAGUCGGUAGAAUGCGCUCCUACAAUGGAUCUUUUUCGUGAAACUGACUGUGCAUCCAGUGCAUGGAAAUGUGUAUCAGUCAGAAACGUUUGCUGUAGAAUUCUUUUAUGUUGAUCGCUUCUGCUCCUGGAUAUCAUGCACAUUUAAUUUAUGUGGUAUAUGACCUAGGACUACCGCGUGACACUGCUGCUCUGUUGGAAGAUCACAGUGUUUGCAUAUUUCCUGUGGUCUGUAAGAAAACCGAACAUAAGCAGAACAUGUCAAUCAUGUGCGGGUAGCGUCUUCUGCCAGGAAAUUAUUAAUUUUAGAACAGAUUGGGUUUUGCCUGCCCAAAGCUACCAUCUUGCAAUUACUGGUUUUGUCUACCAUAUUGCUGCAAGCUGGCUUGUAUGAUAAUCUAGCAAAUUUAAGAGUUCAAGGUGGUGGCGUGGGUUUGGUUGGUGCUUGGUUGUACGGUGCCUGAAGAUUUAGGAUAAGAGUUGAUCAUUGUCACUGGAAGUAUUGCAAAAGAAUUACUGGCCUUCCUCGAAUAUUACAGUUCGCUGAUGACUUAGUGGAAUUGGUUUCUUUUCUAGAUCAGUAGAUUUGGGGCACACUGGUUGCUAGUUGCUUUGAAUGCUCUAGUCUAUUGUUCGUCCAUAUGCCAGGGAUUAUUGGGUUUGUUAAUCUACUAGGCGUUUCAUUUUUUUCUAAAGAUGAUCAGUGCUGCUUGUCAUAACUGGAUGUCAAGAAAUUGCAUCUGACUGCAACGAAGCCCAAUCUUAAAUCUCAAAUAAUAAAUUUGGAAUGAUUGUAACCGGUUUUUUAUAAAUUGGGUGGGAGAACCUCCACAAUCAGCUGAAGUGUACAGAAGGAAGUUCCCACCUAAGCCCUUUCUUGAUUACUGCGAGGUUACCUACAAUACAUCUGUAUACUCUCUGGAAGCAUACUUAGAAAGAACUCACAAGACAAGUUCCUUUGUGUCAACAUGUAGGAUUUUGAUACUUCGUCCUUUGAAGGUUAUGUGGGGCUUUUACAGGUGAUCAAUUGAUUUUUGUAGUGGAUAUUACUGACAUCCUUUCUAGUCUGUAUGAGGUAGAAAGAGAAACUUUGGAACACUUGUUUGACAAUUGCAUACCUUAAACUAGGCUUACAUCACAUUGAUAAACAUUCACAUAUUAGACAGGCAAGGUGUAAAGCUGAAUUUCGUGGCUUAUUUGUAUGCGAUCUUGUAAGCAACUGAAACAGGAGGGGAAAACACACAUUGUUGAAGAGAAAAAGUGCUACUGCAUUGAAUGUCUUUUAUGUGGGUUUAUGAAAAAGUAAGAGACAAGGUGAGAAAGGUGUUGAAUGAUGCCACAGGUGAGUCUAUAUUUCAAACUUAUUGGGGUUGUACUUUCUGUCGAUCACUAUAUUGAUGUAACACUCUAGUCAUGAAUACGGUUUUCCUGAGAACUCCUAAAUCAAACAUCUGUACUUACUCUAUGUUUUCUAUAAUUUUCAGUUUUUUUUUCCCUUUGUCUUUUCCCAAGACAUUUUAAACAUCAUCUCUCAGUCAAUCCUCUUGGAUCUGUCUAUUAAAUUUUUUUGUUCUCAUUUCCCAAUGCUGUUCUCCAUGAUGUUGACAAGUUGGUGCAGUGCGCUAUCUGUGUCCAUAGAGUAUUAACUGCUGACGUUUGAAUUGAAAUUCCCUCGAGUUUCCCUUUUCAGAGAUAUUUCUCCGGUUUUUUUUCCUGAUUGCAACUAGUUGCAGACCAUUCAUUUACGAUUACCUGAAACCUUGAAUAUUUUGAAUCAAACUUGUGACAGUUUGUAGGUUUCGAUGCAAAUGAAGUUGUAAAUAAGUUCAGACCGGAUACACGACCUCUGGAAUUGGGAACAGGCUGUGUGAAGCAUCGGGGCAGCGUGGACUUUCCAGAAGGGAAUUUUAUCUGAGAUUAGUGAAAAUUGAACAAUUUUCAGCGCAUAUUCCCAAGUUGAACGGGAUGGUCUUCUUAGACUAGUGCAGAAGGACGUGACAAACCCUUGAGCAUGAGAUUCAGUAUACAAAACACAUAGACUUUGAAGUUAUGAAGUUUCAUUCCUUUUACGCAGUGAAGAAAAUUAAAUUUGUGCCUGUGUAUCCUCUUGAUCUGUGUACUAACCAAUGGCUAUGAAGACGGGAGGUGAAAAUAAGAAGUAAAGAAGUAAGGAAAAUGAGUAGGUUCCUUGUUUGAUAUGAUGUGGAGUAACGGAUUAGGCUGAUGGAAAUGACAGUUUAGAUUAUUUAUUUUUUAAGAAAGGUGUCUGAUUUCUAAUUAGGAUGGGAAAAAUUAGAAAACCAUUCUUGAUGUGUGGUAGUCAUAACUUUUAAGGGACUUCCCGAAUGACCAUACCGGGUAAUUCUACCAUACUCUGUGCAGCUAUGGUUAUUGAUCCUGCAAAUCCUACCCCAAGGUUCAGGCCAGAUUGAGAGUUUAAAUUAUUUAUUUUGGAAAAUUGCAUUGAUCCUGGAUCCACCUGUCUUAGAUUUGCCAAUAGAGAGAAAAAGCUGAAUAAAUCUUUAUGUAGACUUCGGAGUGUAUUCAUGCAAAGUCUCAUUUUGAAUGGGGCAGGCACAUAUGUCUCAUUUGCUUGUUCCGCACUGGUAUUGCUAUGUUAUAUUUACAUGAAGAUUUUCUUUCAGAAAACAUUAAACUCAUUAAUGCAAUAGUUCAGUAUUGCAGAGUGAUUUUAAGAACUUGCUAAGCCUUUGUGUACUCAUUAUCUAUGUAUCUUGCAUGUUAUCUCUACUUUCAGAUUUUUUAUGUUUUCUUCAUGAACCAGGUCAUAGACGUGGGUGGCAAGGAAUUCAAAUUUACAUGGUCACGAGAACUUGGCGUAUGUGAUAUCUAUGAAGAACUUCAAAAUGGAGAGGACGGUAAUGGACUGCUCUCUGAGUGUGGCUCAGCCUGGCGCAAGCUUAAUGUCCAACGUAUUUUGGAUGAAUCAUUGAAGAACCAUGUAAAGAUGCGAUCAGAGGAGGCUGAACGCCGCCUUAAAUCCAGGAAGUAAGCUACAUAACUUUAAUAGGAAGUGCUUUAAAUCAUGUUGUUCAUUUAUUCAUUGUCCUUGUGACUUGUUAUUUCAGAAAUCUUCUGACCAACUUUACCAGCUGUUCUUCUUCAUAAAAUAAUUUGAUUCAUUGCAGCGAAUCUGUAUUGAUUCUUGUAUUGCUGGUCGUUUAAUAUAAUAUCUUCAUGCUAAAGAACAUAUGCCAUUAAAUAAUCCCGUUACUAGUGGCACUUAGGUAUUGAAUCUUAUCAUGCAAAACAAUAAAGUAAUGACUAUUUUUAGUCAUUAAUUUUAAUUUUAAUCUGAAGAAUGAGAUACUAUUUGCUCAGAGUUUUUAAGGCUCAUAACUGGGCGUCUGGGCAGCUAGAGCCAAGGUGCUUGGCCACCAUUCUAGAUCAUGAUACAUGUACCCCAACACAUUGCCUAGUAAUUUUGUCAUGUCCAAUGUGCUUGAAAGCGACCAUUUUGUGUGUAUUGUGCAGGCUGAAUGGGUGUUUAUCUGACUCUGACAAUUAGUUUGGUCAGAUGAUGUGAGAGCACAUUUUGUUACAUAUGCAUAAAAGUGUGUGAAUAUGUAUGCUUGCAGAAUGUCCUCAUGUUUCAUUUUCAAUGGAUUGUGUCGGAACCUUUGAGCGUUUUGACAGUUCUUAGCACGUGUUCCUCUUCCAAAAGAAGCGAAUUAAUAACGGUUGAGCAGUAUUACACAUUGUGAUCACUGUCAUUGUUCUCCUGCAUCUCCCUCCUUCCCAUGUUUACCCUUUGUACCCUUGUUUCUCUUCAUUUCCCUCUCCUCUCUGUCUUUUCCUGUCUCUCCAUCUCUCUAUCUUUUCAGCCUCUUCUUUCGUUAAGUCGUCUCUCCAUUAGCUUCACUCUCUCUCUCCCCCCCUCUUCUUUCUCAAUUUCUCAUUGUUGACCAAUUUCCCUUCCCCAUCUUCUCUACCAUCUUUCUUUCUCCAUUCCCCAUGCUCUUCUGGUUUUAUUGGCAACUCUCAAUCCUCCAUGGGCAUGGUUACCUAGUCGAAUGAAUUAAGGAUGGAUGCAUUCAAUCAGGAAUCAAGAUGAUGAACUUACGUAUGAUGUGUACUGGUCAUGGCAGUAUUUCACCAUUAAUGAUUUCAAGUGAAUAUUCUGGUGCUGCAUUCCACGUAGAGACUUCGUUGGAUACAACUUUAGUAGUUCAUUUGGAAUAAUGGGAAUUUGGCCUCCAAAAAGUAGGUUUAUGCUCCUUUUGAGUUAAUUCAUGAAUUUCUGCAUUCAUGAAAGAAAAUGGUGGCUUUUUAUUGUAUGUAUAAAUAUUUUUCCUAUUGAUUUUUGGAUUCAGUGGGCAAUAAAUUAAUUCUUCAUCAUGCUGUAACACGUGCAUCAUCUGGCCUUCCUUUCUCAUAUAUCUUACCCACACACUACAUACAAGUCAACGUUCAUCUUUGCUUGAAAUACCAUGAACUUGCAAGACAGCCCAUCCAAACGAGGGAAAUCUCAGAUGUGUAGAUAAAGAUUCUGUUUACACAUAUCACUUCAGUAGUGCACUGUUGGCCUUUACAACCCACGUACUUAGUUCAGUAUUUACAACACAACACUAAGCAAAACUCGUCCAUAUUACAAUUCAUUACCUGAUUCAAAUUUUCAAUCCGGAUGUUUACUCCAUCGUGAAAUAAGCAUUCCUUAGAAUCAGAGGAUUUUGAAUGCUGUUGGAAAAGGUUUUUAAUUUUACUUUGGAGUUACAGUGCAAUGCAAGUUCUUUUUAUUUGAGGAUUGGAUGUGUUCAGUAGUGAUUGGAUAUUAAUGGGAUUUCUGCUCUCCUUCCAUCUUAGGAUAUAACAUUUCAUCUGCAAAUUCCCAUUGGUUUGUGCAAUUCAUCACAAAGCCACCUUUCUAUCUGACGGAGUGAAAAUGAAUAUUUUCCGACAUUUAAGGGCACUGUUUUCCUUUCGAUUAAGAAAAUUUGGAUCUUCAACUUGCUUAUGCCGCGUAUUAACAUUUAACCAUUUGUAAAGUUGAAUGCCAUUUUCUUUUAAAGCAGUGACCUUUUUCUGUCCUCAGGAGCAUGCAUUUUAUACUGAUAUUGCAUUAUCACACACUACUUUCAUCUUCAACAUAUCUAAAUUACCUUUCAUAAUGCCUCCUAGCUCUUCUAGCUCCCCUUCUAAAAUCCUCGCAACAGUAAGAACUGGACUGUUCAUAGGUAUUCUUACUGGUUUUUUUUUGUGGGAAGAAAUUGUAGAUCAAAUGACAAGAAUCACGUUGCAUUAUUCGUUUGCUUAUAAUUUUUAAUCAAUAUCUGACUGGAAAUUUACUGGUAUAUCUGCGUGCUUACUAUAUUUAAUUGGGCUUACAAUUUCCUAUUGUUGUUUUUAUGAAUAUAAUCUUAUUAAAUUUGAGUAGGAAUGCGAUGCUUUGUUAUUCAAUGGACAUCUCAAGUUUGUUUUAUUGUUUGUCCAGGUCAAUUGUCUUAGACCCUGCAAAUCCAUCUGUAAAGAAUCAAGCCAAAACAUUGGCUGCAGCAGCUGUAGAAGGUGAGGCACUUGAAUUUGAUCUUUGGGAUAUCAUUAAUUUUCUACUACAUUAUUCCCAUUCACAACAUUAUUUUUGGGCUUCCUGUUGGAAGUCCUUGACUAAAACCUAAACAUAUUCAUUUGAUGGAAUAAUAUUUGGCCGGGGCCAAUAUCGCUUUAAUGCAUAACAAUAUAUUUUACGUCAUACUCGAACAUUUCGAAGACAUCCUUUUUUAAAACGGUCUUGUUGUUCCUUAUUUUCCUGUGUAAAAAAUUGUCGAAUACAGUUUUUGUUUAAUUCCAUUAGUGUUGGUCUCACUACUUCACAUUAGCUAUGGCGUUCUCCAUUUAAGGCUUUGAGAAAAUAGUGCUUUUGUUCGUCGUUUUCUAUGUGGAUCACUCAAGAAUGUCAAACAGUUUUCACUCAAUCCAGUGUGACUAGUUAGUUCAUCUUAAGUAAUGCAUUUGAUAUGUAGAUCCUUUUUGUCCGACACAGUCACUUUAGUUUUCUUAUUUCAGCCCCUCUCAUUUUAUGAAAGGAAGGGAAGAGACUCUGGGAAUACAUCCCCGAUUUUAUGAAGCUUGCCUGAGGAAAUAAUUUCAUGGGGUUCAACAUCCACUGUCCUAUGAAGGGGGUUUAGUGUUGUCUUUUGUUCUCACAUACUUCAAGGGUCUAUUCCAUCUGUUUCUUUUUACUGAGGAACAUUCCUGGCCAAAACGCCUGCCUAUGUAGCUGAUUACUUUCUUAGUUGUUUCCAAAUCUUUAUGAUAGAUCAUUCAUCAAGGGGUGGUAUCCCAGCAUUUUGGGAUUAGGGAUAAAUAUGUUGGGAAGGAAAGCUACACAAAAUGGGGAUCCCAAGCUUUUCAGAUUUUCUCUUUGUGGAUGGAUUGAAUUUUGUCUGAAGUAAAGCUAGAGGCAUAUGAGCAACUUGGCUUUGUUGUCAUGAAUGAUGAUUGAAUGUAUCUUUAAAGAUCGGAAUCUCUUUUCUUUGCUCUUGACUGAAACAUAAACCUUGAAUGGAGAAACCUAGUAUGGUAAAUUUUUGCUCUAUUUAGGUGUUCCUUGUAUAAUGUGUGCAGGGUAAUCUGUAUCAUUCUUACCUCAUUCAUUAGAAUACUGAGGUUAUUAAUUUAUCUAAAUAUUGGUCUAUUAAAGAAGAGAAAAUUCAUUGAAUAGCAUUAUCUAUCAUUGUAAGUCUCAUAAUAUGGUUUUUUGCACUGUACCCUGGUUUUUGCAUCUUGGCAGACAUUGAUAAAGAGGUAAUCAUCCUUUAGUGAAUUUACCAUAUGCUCUUAUUCUAAAGUGACAUUUUUAAUAUAAAUAAUGUAAACUCUGUUCAAAGACCUGAUGGAAUAAAUUAGUUGUUGGGCUGGAAUCUUGCUGGAAUCUUACUGGAAUCAUGUGGGGUUAUUUAGCAUUUAAUGUUUUUUUUACGUUGCUGUGUUUUGUAACUCCACUCAGUCUGGCAGAUUUGAUUUGCUGAAGCUUUGAAAAGUCAAAAAUCUAGUGUAGUUUAUUCUGAUAGGUUAUGUGUAACCAUUGUUGCUUUUACUUUAAGGAGGAACUCGUAGGUUGCUGCUUUCUUGGCUUUUCCACGAAGGCAGACAUUACUAAAUUAAAGGAUUUUCUAGCUUUAGAUUCAUUCUAACCCUUAUAAUGAAUGGACCUCUAUAUUUAGUUAUUGGUCUUUUAGUCCAUCAUAAAGCUACCAUGCUUUUAGGUUCAUGAGUGAUAUUUUUGCCUUUCCAUUGUAUUCCAUUAUAAUUGAAUUUCUUAACUAUGGUUAACAAAUGAGGUAUGAAACAACGACUUUACCACUUAGUCUUAAUCUCCUCUUUCCCAUUUCCUGUGCAUUUUCAACUGGGAGAAGGCAGAAGGAAGAGGGAAUGGAGUGGGGUUUGCCAGCUUGGGAGAGGAAGAGGACUUGGGAAGUGUGGUGUAUGGUAUGAACUUCGGGUAGAGGGGUCAGGAAGGAAGCAAUAGGAAAGGAGUGGUGGGUUUAGAGUGGGAAGGAAUGAAAAUGUGCGAGUAGGCAUCUGCCAUGCGAGGAACGGAUAGCAAGGAUGAAGAUGCAUGGAGUAUCUAAGCUUUUUCAUCAUGUUCGAAGUUUAAGAGAAUAUAACAAAUGAGUUAAGAAUUUUCUCCGUAUAGUUUCCAUCACUAAACAGCCUAUGUGCGGCUUUAUGAGACUAUAAACUGCAGAAGUAAAUUAAGUGGGGCCUUCUUCCAAUGGUUUGCUGGGAUGUAAAGCACGAAAUCGUAAAUCAAUGAGGUUUUUCAUUAGAAUGUCUUAACUGACUUGUUCAUUGUUUCAUUUGUUCUAAAAUUAACGUAAGUUAGAUCCUCUCAUUUGCUUGACAUUGAUGUUUGAUGACAAUCUUGUUUUUGAAGGUGAUAUAUGUUUUCGAUAGUUUGCAAUUAAUUGGGUGAACAUUAUUAUAUUGUAAUAUAAAUGUAGCAAUACCAUUUAAGAAACAAGAGCUCAUUACGCUCUGUGGCUUAAAGUAGUAUCUGACGAAAUACCUUAGACAAUGCUUCAUGUAGACAAUUGACAGCCAGACAGAAAGCUUGAUCUUUCUUGCCUUACCUAUGGUGCAAGGAGCAAUGACAUUUGGUUUCAUAUUUUUACUCGAAGUGUUUAAUACUCUUCUUCCUGAACUGUGGGUAAUGUGGUCACUUAAAAUGUUCUUACUGAUUUUCGUUUUCUUUUUGCUGCUAGGUAAUAUGCGAAGGAUGCAUUGGAAAAAGGACCAAUUUAAAAAGAGGAAAAUGGAUACAAGUAUGGGUACAGGAACUCCCUUUCUAACCUGAAUAUCUGGCUUAUCUAACCAUUCACGGGUUGCCAAUAUCAUCAAUAAUGAUUUGUCUUGUGAAGGAAAUAGGCGAUACGUUAUGGUUGUCACUGCUUUUUGAUCAUAUCCGGUGUUUAUGAUAUUUCACAAAUCUGAUUGAUUUUGCACCUGAUACCUUAGGUAGAUGUUGUUCCUUGAAUCAGGACGGAGGUUGUCUGAACGGAUAUGGAGAAAACAAAAAAAUGAUGGUUUAGACGUGUUGCAACUUGUAUGAUAUAGGUUCUCAUUUAUGUCCCUAUUUGUGAGUUCAAUGUUACGACUUGAAUCAGAUUUGAGGAUAGCUGCUGUUUCUAUACAACGUUUUAAUACAAUGGGCUGGCAGUAUGAGUUUUUGUUUAGUCCUAUGGUUUGAUUUGCUUGCCUCAAUUAACAGAACUGUGCGAUUUAGAAUUUUUGCCCCUGAUAUGUCCUGAAAUAGCUAUUUAACUAGACAUGCUUAACAUGCAUAUUUUAUUUUGAUCUCAUAAAAAAUGUGCUUUACGAUAUUUUUAUCUUGUGAAUAGCUUAACUUCAAGUCUUACUGAUAAUCUUCUCGGUAGUUUUUUUGUAUGUUGAAGCGUUUUGGUGUUGUUCAUUCUGUUUUAUUUUAUUGUUCUAGUUACAAGCACGGUCGCCUCAAAACCUGUGUUCAAAUCUGGAACGCCUUCACAUAUUUCUAGUGGGAGCCUGCCGUCCAUCUCACCUCAACCAUCACCUCCUGAGCAAGCUGGAAUAACGGCUUCACUAUCCUCUUUUGGAAUGGCAAAUCCUUCGAGAGGCCAUGCAGCAAUGGAUGAAGAACAUGCCCCACUUACAUCAAAUGGGGACAAUGCUAACUCAGAGAGGGACCUGUCAAACAGGGCUGGCCAUGGAUCAAUGCGCAGGCCAGUUGCAAGUAAAGGGGUCUCAGGCUCUCAGCCAGUGGAAUUGCGGAGCUUUUUGAUUAAUUUACUCUUGGGUAGUCCCAAGGGAAUGAGCUUAAAGGUAUGAUACGUUUCAAAGUAAAAAGGGAAAUUCAGAUGCAUGCAAGUUCUGUCACUAUAUUGUUUGGGAAACCUACUGACUAAUUAACUACCCAUGAGUCCUCUGAUAUCCGACCUUAGUGUACUCCAUUCUUGUUGGUAAUGAACCUUGGUGUGUUUUGUCUUAUUCAUGUUUUCGUGUCAUGAAGUGUUUCGCUACUGUUACCUACAACUCUAUUCCCCUAAAUAGUUGCAUUGAAGUCCUAACCGACAAUACAGAUCAGGAAAUAAUAUUACUUCUGGGUGCUGUACCUUAGAUUCUUGGUGAGAAUUUGUUGGAAUGGAUUGCAGUGCCACUGCCAUGACCUUGGUUAUUGCCAACUUAAUAAAAGUGAAAUGAUCAUUUCUGUGAUCUUUAAGUCUUAUUCUUUAUAUGGAAGCCUGUGGUGCAGAAGUCAAAACGACGUCUAUCUUUUAUUUGACUAAAGUUUUAAUCACCAAAAAUCCUGUCGAUAGUUGCAUCAUUUCUAGUUCAGGUAAUUGUGCCGCUUCUUGAUUUUAAUUAACUUCAUCUGUACUUGUACUUCUGAUCUUAAUCUGACCGAUUGGAUUGAUACCUGAACCAAUUCAGGUUGGUGGGGACAAGGGAAUUACGAUUCCAAAUUCUUUGUGAUUGAGGUUUCCAAUCAAUCCAUAUUAAUUUAUUAUAAAAGAUCAUAAAUUAUUUUGUGCUCUCCUUGUGACUUUUCUUCGCUUUUUAUGUCAUUUUGAUAAUAAAAUUAUGAUCACACGAGCGGAUUCCUGGGAUUCGAUCUUAUAAUUUCCGUUGUUGGAUGCAAAUGAUGUUUAAAAUGAAAUGGUUGCUUUCUCAGGGUUUGGAGAAAGCUGUGGCAGAAACAAUGCCCAAUGCUGGAAAGAAGAUCGAAAGUAUUAUAAAAAGCGUGAGUGGAUUAGUUGAUUUUUGGGUGCCUUGAUUAGGAUACUUUCUGAUAGUUUCACCUAACUUUUUAAUCUCGUUAACAGAUAGCAACCUACCAAGCUCCAGGACGGUAUCUUCUAAAGCCAGGAGUUGAAGUGGACUUCUCUAGAAAACCUCCAUCUGAAAGUGGAAGGUAUGAAUGACAUUAGUUUCUUUUCAUUUAUUCCACUAGAUGAGUAAUGUACUGAAUUUCGCUUCAUAGAUAUUUUAAUUAUUCUUUCAAUACGGUGACAUGAAAGUUGAUAUUAACAGUACUGGAUCUUCUUCUGAAACCAACCGUCUUUUAUGCAAAGUUAUAUAAUUGGAGAUGAAAAUUUGGUUGUCAUAAUUCUUAUCUCUGUGCAAGAACCUAUAAUUUAUAAGCAUUGCUUUUGUAUUUUGUGGUCCAACUUGCUUUUUCUUUGCUAUAACAGCCCUGAUCACCAUCCUGAGAGAAGGUCCGUCUCAGAAGUAAUAGAGAAAGACAAUGCUCAAGAUCUUGAGCAUAAAGCUCAGUUAACUCAGCUUACAGAAUCAGAUAUCGAAAAAAUUGAUAUUGAAAAAAGCUCUCCUGAUCUUUCAGCAAUUGAUAUUAAGGUUGACGAUGAGAAUGAGGAAGGCGUAUGCAGCUCUAGUGAAAGUGGAAGCGAUAGUGAUAGUGAAAGUGACAGUAGUGACUCUGGAAGUGACAGUGGAAGUCAGAGUAGAAGCAAGAGCAAAAGUCAAAGCCCUGUGGGGAGUGGAAGUGCAAGCAGCAGUGACAGUGAAAGCGGUGAUUCCUCCAGUAGCAAGGAGGGAUCUGAUGUUGACGUGGACAUUAUGACAAGCGACGAUGACAAAGACGAAACUGGGAAUAAAAUCUCUAACAUUUCAAGAUUGUCUCCUCCUGGGGAAGGGAAGUCAUCUUAUGAAGAUCACGAAGAAAAUGCCUCUGAAAGAGCAAAUCAGGUCAUCCAAAGGACAUCUCCAUCUGAUUCACAUGAUUACUUGACAGGUAGUAAGUCUUUUGCGGUUGAAGAUAUGGAGAGAAGAUCUAACAAUGCAAGGAUAAAGGGUUCUCCAUACUCUCAAGCUACAACUACAGACAAUGUUCUGCAACCGAAUCCUCGGAAUCCUCGGAAUUCUGGAGAAGAUAUGUCUUUAACAGCUUCCUCUCGAAAUUAUAACUUGGACAAAAGUGAGCAUUUUGUCGGUCCGAGUCCCAGUGAUAAACAAUUAUUUGGAAAGGACCGCCCUGAUCUUGAACAGCUUGAUAGUGUGGAAAAAAUUUCAAAAGGCAUAAAUAAAAGAACUGAUCCAAAGCACUUCCAAGAGAAGCCCGGAAGUAACAAGAGGCCAAGGGGUUCAAGUUCAGGUGGACAGUUAUCCUCUGUAAAGAUUAGAGAUGAUAAUCUUCCUCCAAAAUCACGCAAGAUUUCACCAGACAGACUAGAAACAAAUCAAAUCAAGAGUUCAAGAUUAAUGGCCAGUGACGUUGACAUAAAUGAAGACGCAUUUGAUUCCAAAAGAACAUCUGACAGUGCAUUGGCUGGAAAAUGCAUAAAAGAAAAUGGAGAUCGCAUUAAAUUGAUCCAAGAUAUCGUGGAUUCUGAUUCUCGACAAUUAGCACAAAUGGUCGGAAAUACCAUUGGAAGAGCCAAGGCUUCUGAUGGUGCAGAGAAAUCUGGAAAGCUUAUUGAGAGGUUCAAUGGCGCUAGUAAGCAUUCAGAAAAGUCAUUUGGCCGUCUGGAUGGAUCAGAUGUAUCUAGUUCAAGGAGUUCGAGCAUCCAUGACAAGUUUUUCAUGUCCAAGGACAUGCUGAACAAAGAUAUCCGAGACGUGAUCAUGGAUGUUAAUGAGAAAUACUCAGCCAAACACGUUUCAGAUGAUAUUGGAGGAGACAAGCUACCUUCGUUUAUUGACUCAGGUCUCAGUAAUCUUGCUGAUCAGAGUGGAAUUCAAAAGGAUUCCAAACAGUUAUUAAACUCGCAUAAGGCUGACGUCGAUAAAUGUGCUGCUUCUAGCGAGAAAGUUGUUCCCCUGAGAAGAGAGCUUUCAGAGCUAGAGCUGGGCGAAUUUCGUGAACCACUUUCUGUUGAAGACAUCAAAAAACGUAAGAAGCCAUCUGAGAGAAAAGGUCCUUCCAAGUACUCAGAGAGUAAACUGAACGUGAUGGACAACUUUAGUUCAGAUUCGAAGAAAGGAAGAACCCCAGCAAAGGCCUCCAAUGAGUUAAAGAGAGAGUCACCUUAUUUGUCAAAAUGUGGAAGUCAAGCCAAUCAAGAUGGGCCUGGCAGAAGGGUGCUAGAUAGUGACACAACGGAUUGCACAAUUUCUCAGCAGCGAACAACCGUUUCAUCUCAACUUCAACAGUGCUCAAGAGUAGACCGACCUGAAAGUGACUCUGCCUCUCAUUUGGAUCUGCUGUCUGAUACAGCUGGUAAGAAUGCAAUGAAAUCUACUCAAGAAAUUCGCCAGGAAGGCUCUGGGGCUCGUCAUAAAAGAUGCUCUAGUAGUUCUUUGAUGCAACUAGAUACAAAGCAAAAUGGUCAUAUGACUGCCAAAACAUCCAUCGAUAGUAAGCCUAAAAUCAAUAAUGGGCUCAUAGAUUCAUCUGAUCGGAGUAAAGAAAGCUUUCGGGUGGAGAGCAUUACAAGUACUGGACAAAAGGACUUUUCUUCUGAUGAAGAUGACUCAUUUUAUGCCAAGUACGAUAAGGAUGAACCGGUGCUGAGGGGUCCAAUAAAAGAUUACUCUCAGUAAGCAACUAAUCUGUUGCCUGCAUGUCAUAAACUAUGAAAUUUUUCAUGUGACAUUUCUCUCAUCUGUGUUGUCAUCGUAUUCGUAAAAGCUGCCUACGCAUGGCUUUACUAAACUUUUCCGUACAUUUAUUCGCCCAUAAUGGAAUACAAGUUACCAGUCUGGACCCUUUUCAUUUGGGAAGGAGGAAGAGCUUAUAAAUGUCCAUUUUAAAAAUGAUUUCCAUUAUUUUUUUGGGUUUAAAUAAUUUAUUUUGUCCAACAUAACUGUACAGUUAUUUAUUUAUGACACCUUCAGCAAAUCAGGGUUAUUGAGGACACUAUUAGACGCUUUCUUGUUCAAGUUGGUGCAUUGGUCAGUCUUCUUACAAACUAAUGCAUUCACGGACUGAUAAAUUCAUAUUGUUCCCCUAACAUUCUUCUCUCUGUACAUAUACAUCAUACAUGAGUUAUCCAUGCACGUGUAGCUUGCUACUCUCUCCAUAUUUUAUCUAGUACACGGACAAUGAGGAGUCUUGACUGUGAAUGCAUGAUUCAUUCACGAAUCUAAUUCGAAUGUUUUGUAUUAACAGGUACAAAGAAUAUGUACAGGAGUAUCGUGAAAAGUAUGAUUGUUACUCAUCACUAAACACUCACCUUGAGAAAUAUCGGUAAUAUGCAAAUGCUGUGUACAUUCUUACAGUAUCUUCUUUCCCAGUUUGUUACUUCUUUCUGAUAGUUUUUGAGUAAGAUGGUUUAAUUUUGAACUCACUGUGUACAUUCUACUUUAUGCAGGAAUGAGUUCUUGAAGGUUGGUCGUGAUCUUGACAUGCAUAAGGGAAGAGACAAAGAAGCAUAUCGCAAUAUCUCAGAACAGAUUUUGCAAAUGUAUCACCGAUGCAGAAAGGUAAAUAUGAGUUAAAAUUUACUAUUGAAAUCUAUGCAAAUGGAAAUUAUACAUUUCUUCUUGAGCUCUAUGUAGAAAAACUCGAAGUUCCAUCAUGUUGAUGAGCUGUUCUUGCCUGUUGGCAUGUAAAAUCCUUUGCUUAAAUAUUUUAAUAGGAUUCCUCAUUUAUAUCUAUGAUUUGGCUGUACCUUUUGAGUUAGCUGCAUGAAUGUGUUUGUUGGACAUGAUGUUAAAAUCUUGUCGCUUGUAUUUAGUGGUUUGAACAUCACAUGCAAUUUAUUGGUGUGGAAACCUUACCGCCAAUAGGUUGUAACUUUGCAAGUAUACGUUUUGGAACUUUCCAGAACUCACAAACCAACAUUUCCAACAAUUUCUGAGUAAUUGGAAUUUAUUUGAUUCUAACCCUUUAUAAAAUAGAUGUAUUCAUCUACUUGUGGAUACUAUGUCUAUUCUUCCUUGGGUUACCAUAAAAUGUCGAUGAAUUAUAGAUGCUUUAUCUCAUGACUAUCAUGGUUGAAGAUCGGAUCGUCAUACAUGAGUAAUUAUUCUCAUAUCCUUGGGUUUUCGGAACUUUCUGUAGUUUGAGUCCAUUAUUACAAUGUUUCCUAAUUUAAAGCUGUGCUUUUUCUCUUGCGAAAUAUAAUUUUUUGUUGUUAUCCUUAUACGUUCCUGUUGUUCUAACACUACAGAAACACUCUCGGAUGAAGAAAAUAUUUGUUGUUCUUCAUGAUGAGCUAAAGGUAUAAUCAGCUGUUUCUUGACUUCUAUAUUUUCUGGGGCGUAGUUUGGUUUUAAAGGUCAUAUUUUUUGUCUUCUUGCAGGCCCUUAAGCAGAGAAUAAGAGAUUUUUCGGAAGAGUACAGUAGAAAUUGA
Messenger RNA from Spirodela intermedia, 15335 nucleotides. NCBI's taxonomy places the organism in Eukaryota, Viridiplantae, Streptophyta, Magnoliopsida, Alismatales, Araceae. The record is from the annotation of a GenBank genome assembly.